Didymella exigua CBS 183.55 is the source of this 1143-nucleotide messenger RNA. RefSeq lists its product as uncharacterized. The transcript is spliced from 7 exons. The record is from RefSeq and is a predicted model, not a curated record. Bases 1 to 1143 code for a protein of 380 amino acids. NCBI's taxonomy places the organism in Eukaryota, Fungi, Ascomycota, Dothideomycetes, Pleosporales, Didymellaceae.
AUGGAAGAGAUGCACGAUCGCCUGGUUGAAAAGGUGCAGACCUUGAGCGACCUCGAAAUUGCCGUUCUUAUCUGCCUCGUCGCUGAGCAGCACUGCAUCUUUGAGACUGAGGCGCAGCUGCUUGACACUGUAGAGUCAGAACUGAAGCUAAUUCUCGAUUUCACGAGCACUAAAUUCAGCCAGGUGGCCACGCAUGUGUUUGGUCUCACAUGGGCGGUGCUUGAAUGCAACGAGCAGACCACACUUGAUCACUUCGGCUGCGGCAUCCUCGCCAAGAAUGAGACGAGCGACGAUUAUUUCAACAGCAAAAGUGAAGCAAGCAACUUCGCGUCACUCUCAGGAUCACCAAAGCGGCCUGAUCGCCGCGCAUCGAAAACACCCAAUGCUUUCACGCAGCUCGACAGCGGAAGGAUUGCAAACAUCGUGAUCGCGAAAAAUCUGGAUCGUGCGAACAGUCAAGUCCAGACCCAGGCUCUCGAGCUCAUGAGAGGCAAACGAAACUUCACCAGGACGGCUGUGUAUGCUGCUCCCCGCCCCUUCUUGCUCGUUGCGCUGAAUGAGCUUAACACUACGCGCUUGAGUAUGCACCUAAACGAUCAAUUCUUCAUGUCGCACAAACACAACUUCGAAGACAGUCUACCGAAUCUGGAAGAGCAACACCAGAAAGCACAAGUCCUUGACGAUGAUCAAUCGACCUCGUCUGUCAUUCGUACGCCCCCGUUCGUAUCGGCAAAGAGUGCGUCUUUGGCAGCUUUAUUUUCAGCAGAGGACCUUGCAACGUUCAAUGCUCGAAUGGCAAAAGUCAAGAUUAGCUCUGAGGUUCGUGCGUACCUGCAUAACAUAGUGGUCUUCAUGAGGCUUCAUCGAGCUGUCGCCGGUGGUAUCUCAGCACUGUCCACGAGGCACUUCAGCACCCUAGCAUAUGCGCUUGCACCACUUCAUGGUCUCGAUUACAUCUCUCCGUCGACGGUCGCGCUUGCGGCCCGCAAGAUCUAUCCCCAUCGAAUCGUCAUUAUAGCACCAGAGAACGAGCGUAGUUUGCAAUGGGGUAGCUCUCUGGAAGCCGUGAAGGCUGUGCUUGAUGGUGUUACUGCGGACGAUGUCGUGGAAGAAGUGCUGCAGUCUGUUGAAGUGCCGCUAUGA